GAAAUUAUUUCCCUUUGGUAUUUCUGCCGCAGAGGGCGCUGUGAUCCGCCAUAUUGGAGAAAAGCGAAAAAUUAACAAGAAAAUUUACACAGCAAAUGGAAAAUGUUUCCUAUUCAACCAGGUAUAAGCUCAAGCAUGAUGACGGGUCAGAUGAAUGGCUCGGUUGGUGGCCAGUCACCUUUUGUAUUCCCACCAGUGCAAUCAGAUGUACCACCACCAAGCCUGCCCUUUCCUGGGCUCCCAUCUGAUAUGCUUCAACCGCCGGUGACCGGUCCACCGGCACUUCCUCCGGGACCAGCACCAGUAGACUUCUUCUGCCCACCGAGACCGGACACCGGAACUGAUGGUCGCCCAAUUCUUCUUCGUGCUAACCAUUUUCAAGUGAGAAUACCAAAAGGGGCUAUCCAUCACUAUGACAUCUCAAUUACACCAGAUAAAUGCCCACGUAGGGUUAACAGAGAGAUCGUAGAAACAAUGGUGCAGGCAUAUCAACAAAAGAUUUUCCAGGGAUCCAAGCCAGUAUUUGAUGGAAGGAAAAACCUCUACACCAGAGAUCCACUGCCAAUAGGCAAAGACAAGGUGGAACUAGAGUUAACGCUCCCGGGUGAAGGCAAAGAUAGAAUAUUUAAAGUAACCAUGCGCUGGGUUGCCCAGGUGAGUUUGGCCGCGUUAGAGGAGGCACUACUGGGUCGGUCUCAGAGAAUUCCCAUCGAGGCAACACAGGCGCUGGACGUUGUCAUGAGACAUCUACCCAGUAUGAAUUAUACGCCAGUUGGUCGGUCUUUUUUCUCACCACCAGAGGGUUACGAUCAUCCGUUAGGCGGAGGUAGAGAGGUGUGGUUUGGUUUCCAUCAGAGCGUACGACCUUCACAUUGGAAAAUGAUGCUAAAUAUAGAUGUAUCAGCGACAGCAUUUUACAAAGCGCAGCCAGUUAUAGAGUUUAUGUGCGAGGUAUUAGAUAUGAAAGAUAUGUCAGAACAAAAACGUCCCCUCACUGACUCUCAGAGAGUUAAAUUCACCAAAGAAAUCAGAGGUCUAAAGGUAGAGAUUACACAUUGUGGACAAAUGAAGAGAAAAUAUAGAGUAUGUAAUGUGACACGUAGACCAGCACAAACACAAUCUUUCCCACUACAAUUAGAUUCAGGACAGACAGUCGAGUGUACAGUAGCGAGAUAUUUCCUGGAGAGAUAUAAGAUGAAGCUAGCCUACCCACAUCUACCAUGUCUACAAGUAGGACAGGAACAAAAACAUACAUAUCUACCACUGGAAGUGUGCAAUGUUGUUGGCGGACAGAGAUGUAUAAAGAAACUCACAGAUAAUCAGACUUCGACCAUGAUCAAGGCGACAGCUAGGUCAGCACCAGACAGAGAAAAGGAAAUUAACAAUCUUGUACGUAAAGCGAACUUCAACUCGGACCCGUACCUUCAGACGUUUGGAAUCAGUAUUAUACCACAGAUGGUGGACGUUCACGGCCGAGUCCUGAACCCACCUAAAAUUCAGUAUGGAGGAAGGACCAAGGCGCAAGCCAUUCCCAAUCAAGGUGUGUGGGAUAUGAGAGGGAAGCAGUUUUACAGCGGUGUAGAGAUACGAGUGUGGGCUAUAGCAUGUUUUGCUCCCCAGAGAACCGUCCGAGAAGAUGCGCUCAGGAAUUUCACCCAGCAGUUACAGAGAAUUUCCAAUGACGCGGGCAUGCCAAUACUUGGUCAGCCAUGUUUCUGCAAAUAUGCCACCGGACCCGAUCAGGUUGAACCGAUGUUCCGAUAUUUAAAGAACACGUACCAGGGCCUACAGGUGAUAGUUGUUGUUCUGCCUGGGAAAACACCGGUUUAUGCUGAAGUGAAGCGUGUAGGAGACAUAUGUUUGGUUUUUGCAACACAUUUUCAGGCAAAGAAAGUAAAAAAAGACAACCCACAGACCCUUCCCAACCCGUGUUCAAAAAAAAACGUGAAAAAUUGGAGGCAUCAAAAUAUAUCUUUCCCCAAGUUACGACCUACAGUAUUCCGAGAGCCUGUAAUAUUCCUAGGUGCUGACGUAACUCACCCGCCAGCUGGAGACGCAAGUAAACCUUCUAUAGCAGCUGUUGUUGCUAGCAUGGAUGCUCACCCUAGUCGAUACUCAGCCACCGUGCGGGUACAACAGCAUAGACAGGAGAUCAUACAGGAACUGGCUUCCAUGGUAAAGGAACUUCUCAUACAGUUCUACAAGUCUACGAGGUUCAAGCCCACUCGUAUCAUAUUCUACAGAGACGGUGUGUCCGAAGGGCAGUUUCAGUCGGUAUUGUCUCACGAACUGCGAGCUGUGCGUGAAGCGUGUAUGAAACUAGAGGCCGAGUACCAGCCAGGUAUUACAUUCAUUGUCGUACAGAAACGUCACCAUACUCGUCUCUUCUGCGCUGACAGAAAGGACCAGAUCGGCCGUAGUGGUAACAUUCCAGCUGGAACCACCGUUGAUGUAGGGAUCACGCAUCCAACCGAGUUUGAUUUCUACCUUUGUAGUCAUGCCGGUAUUCAGGGUACAAGCAGACCAUCUCACUACCAUGUAUUAUGGGACGAUAACCGAUUCUCGGCAGAUGAGUUACAGAUGCUCACGUACCAGUUGUGCCAUACGUAUGUCAGGUGUACUCGCAGUGUCUCCAUUCCAGCUCCGGCUUAUUACGCUCAUCUAGUAGCGUUCCGAGCUAGGUACCAUCUCGUAGAGAAAGAACACGACAGUGGCGAAGGCAGUCGAUAUUCCGACAACAGUGACGAGAGAGCACCGUCAGUGAUGGCACGUGCCGUUACCGUGCACCCUGACACUGUCAAGUUCAUGUACUUUGCAUGAGAUCCCCGUGCAAUUAUAGCAAUUCUAGAUCCACCACUUGUGCAUUGCGUGAAAUAUACUUGUGUAGCUAUUCUUUCAUGGUGAUGUGUACUUUCAGUCAAAACAUGCAAGCCCUUCCUUUUGCAUGGAAAAAAAAUUUGAGCGGAAUUUGAUAUGGGAGCAAGUUCAAAUUACUGACCAGUUUCUUCUCUUCCUUCACAGAAAAAACAUUUGCCAAAGAAAAUUUCAUGUGUUUUGUGGAGAAACUAGUAAAACAUAGUCGCAUUUUUUGUGCGUAAUGCAAGUUAUACGUGAAAAAGAAUUUGUUCAAAUAAUUGUGAAAGUAUUGGAAAAGUUGUGUUUUU
Molecule: messenger RNA, 3164 nt
Organism: Ruditapes philippinarum (Manila clam)
Lineage: Eukaryota; Metazoa; Mollusca; Bivalvia; Venerida; Veneridae
Product: protein argonaute-2-like
Molecular function (GO): protein binding; RNA binding
Source: RefSeq, a predicted model, not a curated record